Molecule: messenger RNA, 1377 nt
Organism: Aspergillus campestris IBT 28561
Lineage: Eukaryota; Fungi; Ascomycota; Eurotiomycetes; Eurotiales; Aspergillaceae
Product: glycoside hydrolase family 76 protein
Exons: 4
Coding region: 1-1377 (458 amino acids)
Biological process (GO): carbohydrate catabolic process; fungal-type cell wall biogenesis
Molecular function (GO): mannan endo-1,6-alpha-mannosidase activity
Source: RefSeq, a predicted model, not a curated record
AUGAAGCUUUCGUCAUAUCUGCCGACAGUAUGGCUGGCCAUGCUGUUGGUCCCCACGGCUACAGCUAUCGACUUGGAUAUCCAGAGCGAUGACUCCCUUCGAGAUGCCGCCUCCACGGCCGCCUGGGGUAUGAUGCACUACUACAAGGGCAACGAGUCCGGUCAAACGCCCGGUAAACUCGACGGCACCUGGUGGGAGGCCGGUAUCAUGUUCAUGCACAUGAUCGAGUACUGGCGCGUAACGGACGAUGACACCUACAACGCCGCGUCGACGCAAGGCAUGGUGCAUCAGUCGGGUGAUAAGCAUGACUAUAUGCCCGAUAAUGCGACUAGUUGGCUUGGCAACGACGAUCAAAUGUUCUGGGGCCUAGCGGCUAUCACCGCUGCCGAAAUGCAAUUCCCCGAUCCCAAAGGUGGCCCCUCCUGGCUGUCCCUCGCGCAGGCCGUCUACAACACACAGAUCGCCCGGUGGGACAUGGGGAACUGCGGCGGUGGCUUGCGCUGGCAGAUGUGGAACUGGCUUCCCGGGUGGGAACUCAAGAAUAGUGUCUCCAACGGGGGCUUGUUCCACCUAGCGGCCCGGCUAGCCAUGUACACCGACGACAAGAGGUACAAGGACUGGGCGAUCAAGAUCUGGGACUGGUCGGCGUCUACGCCGCUCCUGAAUGAUCAAACCUGGCACGUCGCCGAUACUGUCAGCAUUGACUCGCAGUGCAAGGAGUCCGGUAACGAGCAGUGGACAUACAAUUAUGGGCACUACAUGACGGGGGCCGCGUACCUCUACAACCUGACGAACGGCGACGAAAAGUGGCUCAAAAGAGUCAACGGCCUCCUCGACUACGGACUCAAGCAGUUCUACCCGCUGAAAUACGAUGGCUUCAACCCCAACGGCCAAACCAUGGUCGAAGUCUACUGUGAGAAAGUCGGAACCUGCGACAACAACAUGAAAACUUACAAAAGUCUGUACACGACGUGGCUCGCCUUCGUGACUCAGAUCGUCCCAAGCACCGCCGAGCGCAUCAUCCCGAAGCUGGAAUCCACCGCGCAGGCAGCCGCGCGCUCCUGCACAGGCCCCAACAACGCAUGCGGCCAGCGCUGGUACAAGGAUAAAUACGACGGCAGCACGGGCAUGGAGCAGCAGAUGAGCGCGCUGGGUGCGUUCCUGUCGAAUCUCAUCGUCCGGUCGAAUAAGCCACCUGUGUCUGCGAAGACGGGCGGCGAUAGUAAGAGUGACCCUAAUGCGGGUAGUGAUAGCGAAAAGGGUGGAAAGAGGAAGCUGGCACCUAUUACUACUGGCGACAAAGCUGGUGCUGCUGUUUUGACGAUCAUUGUUGGUGGAGCGUGGAUCGGGUUGGUGGCGUGGUUGUUUAUUGGAUAG